AACAAACAUGCCCUAAGUGGCAUCCCACUAGUAGAACCAAUCAUUAGUACCGCCAUAAAACCAAAGCAGCAGAUCCUAACCCACCACCACAUGAUAACUACCAUAGCCUUAGCCUUAGCCAUUCAAACCAAGAUUCUUUGUGAAUAAUAACAAUGGCCAUGCAACACUACUCUCAUUCCCUUCACAGGACAUGUAUCACACAAUCGUCCAGUGACCGGAAAGACAGCCUCCGGGAGCCAACACCACUCCAAUCUCCGGCCCAGCAAUUCGCACCCCUAGCGUCGGUUUUUAAUCGUCGUCUCGUGACCGGUGUCGGGACAGCUUCUGUGGUGGCUCUUGGAGCUAAUUUUGUGGGGAUUACAAGUUUUCUGCUAGGAUUUUCGCCGGAGAAUGGCCGGAAUUUGAAGCUGGAUGUGCUUUAUCCGAUUGGUGGUUAUAGUCGUUAUGUCCAAACAAAUGAAGGGUUUGCAGAGUUUAUAUACCCAGCAGCCUGGGUAGGAGAUCAGACACUGUUGAAUAGAGCAGUGGGAAAACUAGAGAGAUCACUUGACCCACCUCUCCCAAACAAUGCAGCACCCGACGACCGCCGUCGCCGGAGUGUAAAUGAGCCGGUGGUGGCAUUCGGACCGCCAGGAUCGAGCGGUGAGCUCAAUGUCAGUGUCAUUGUCUCUCCUGUUCCUCUUGAUUUCUCAAUCGAAACAUUCGGAGGAGCCAAGGAAGUCGGGGAAGCUGUGAUUCGUGCAAUUAUAGGGUCGAGCCGACAGGCUGAUGUAAAAGCAGUACUGAUACAAUCAAACUUGAGAGAGGACACAAAGAGAAAUGUGAAAUACUAUGAACUCGAAUACAGAGUUGGAAGCCCGUCCUUUCGACGACACAACAUGGCUGUGUGUUGUGCUCAGGGUGGAAGGUUGUUCACUCUGAAUGCACAGGCACCAGAGUCAGUGUGGCCAGAGGUGAAAUCAGACUUCUAUAGAAUUGCUGAUUCCUUCAAUCUAACAUCUUGAUAUGAGAGAGAGAGAGAGAGAGAGAUGUUUUUCCUUUUCAUGGAACAAUGUUUUUGCCCUAAUUAUGUUCAUCAUACAUAGAAUCAUCUCACUUCCUAGAAGCAGUAGUUGUCAUUGUUUACAUUGUUAAUCUCAAGUUUUGACUGAAAGUACGGUAGGAAGUAAAUACAAUGACCGAGGUGAAAUGUGAAGCCCUGUUUGAUUGUGGGAUUAAUUAAGAGAGAAUAAGAACUGACUCGGCAAUCGGGCAUA
Camellia sinensis is the source of this 1256-nucleotide messenger RNA. The record is from RefSeq and is a predicted model, not a curated record. Lineage: Eukaryota; Viridiplantae; Streptophyta; Magnoliopsida; Ericales; Theaceae.